AUGUGGUCAUUUAUGGAAAAGAAUCCGUCAGUAUUUGUAUCGGAAUAUUCUGAGGGAAUGAAACGUGUAUUGGAGGGCGACUAUGCCUUCCUCAUGGAAUCGACAAUGUUGGACUAUAUGGUGCAGAGAGACUGCAAUUUGACUCAAAUCGGAGGACUUCUCGACAAUAAAGGCUACGGAAUCGCGACGCCUAUGGAUAAUUCGAUGGAUAUAUAA
Molecule: messenger RNA, 216 nt
Organism: Medioppia subpectinata
Lineage: Eukaryota; Metazoa; Arthropoda; Arachnida; Sarcoptiformes; Oppiidae
Source: the annotation of a GenBank genome assembly